This is a messenger RNA of Rhineura floridana, 3732 nucleotides long. RefSeq names its product HPS1 biogenesis of lysosomal organelles complex 3 subunit 1 (gene HPS1). The transcript is spliced from 19 exons. The record is from RefSeq and is a predicted model, not a curated record. Gene Ontology annotation, cellular component: BLOC-3 complex. Gene Ontology annotation, biological process: melanosome assembly; vesicle-mediated transport. Bases 451 to 2577 code for a protein of 708 amino acids. Gene Ontology annotation, molecular function: guanyl-nucleotide exchange factor activity. NCBI's taxonomy places the organism in Eukaryota, Metazoa, Chordata, Lepidosauria, Squamata, Rhineuridae.
UGUUGACAGAGAGCCCCCACCCCGUCACUUCAAAGGCAAAGCGACGCGGUUCACCGAGCGGGCCAACCAGCCUCGAAGUUCUUCCAAGAUAUUUAGCCCAGGAGGAGUUUUCUUCUCCACUAUCUGCCCCAGAGGCGACGACCCGUUCAAAGGAAUGCUAGCAAAGCACCCCAAACAGCCCAGGGGGAGAGGGAGGAGGAGCUCUUGGGCCCUCCCUCCUCCGGGCGGAGCUGAGGCGGCGGCUGCUGACAUAUUUUUCCGGGAGGGAGUGAUGCGCGCGCCUGACUGAUGUUCACCUGAGCUGGAUGGGAACGUCUUUGGGACAGGGUCGCCCCCACAGGCCACGCGGUUCCCGCCAGCUACUUUUGAGCCCAGGAGGCGGAGCUGGGAAUUCGCCUCGUUCAUUGUCGCACCCGGGCUUGCCUAGAGGCGUGUCUGUGGAAGGGGAAGAUGAAGUGUGUACUGAUUACCAGUGACGUUGCAGAAGUCCUGUUCUACUGGGCUGACCCAGAUUUCAUGGCAAUUUUGCACCAGCGCUUUGGGGGCCAUGAUCAAGGUGGCGAUAAGCCCCCUGCUUUGGAGGACACCAUCAACACUUUGUUUGCCCCUAUGAUCAUCUCCUGCACAACGCUCUUAGAGAAACUAGGGGACACAUACACUUGCUUCUGUGCUGAAAAUGGCAGACAUCUCUAUGUGUUACAUAUGUUUGGUGAGUUGCUCUACAUUGCCAUGAAUGGCGAUGGCUCCGAGAGUGAGGAUGACUUGCGCCGUAAGCUCUAUGUGCUCUGGAGACUGGCUGAGGCUCACUUUGGACUAGUCACACUUGACAGCCACCUCUUCCGCAGGGAGCUGCGCCCAGUGGAUUCUGAGCAACGUGCUCACAUCUGGGGACUGUUUCAGAGCCUGCUGCAGACUCAUCACCAGCUCCGCCAGGAUGACCAAAGCUUUGCUAUAGAGGCUGUGGAGCGACUGAUCCACCCGCAGCUGUGUGAACAGUGCAUUGAAUUCCUGGAACACCAAGUUGUGCAGCACAUCAAUGGCAGCACAGAGCGCGCUGGGCAAGAAGUAGUGCAUGCCUUCCUGCUCGUACACACCAAGCUACUCGCCUUUUACUCCAGCCGGAAUGCAAGCUCUCUGCGACCUGCAGACUUGCUCACACUCCUCCUGAUUGUGCAAGAUCUGUAUCCCAGCACCACUUCUGAGGAGCAGCCUGCCUGCCAGAUACCUUCCCAGUCUGCAGAGGAUGAGCCAAGUCUUCAGAAGCUCCAAAGCAGUGAGAGUAUCCCAAUGAACAGCCCUUGUUCCCAUGGAUCUUCCCAAGAACAGGUAGCAGAUGAUCUCUCUGUGCCCGAGGAGUUCUACACCCCCAAGGCUUCUCCUAGCCAAGAGAGUACAGGAAGUGCUGCCUGGGCUGAUGGUGUGGACUUUCAGGGUGAGGGGGAGAUGAAUUCUGCUGGCAUCCAGAUGGCUGAGGAUUCACUGCAGUUCCUGGGGCCUCCCACACCAGCAGGUACCAACCCACGAAGAAUUUUUCUGGAUACCAACAUGAAGGAAGGCUACUGUCCUAUGAUGCCCCACAUGAUGCACUGUCUUCCCCUCUGGCCAGGGAUCUCACUGGUGCUCCUCACUAAGAACCCCAGUUCCCAUGUGGCACUUUCCCUCUACCAGCUGCUGGAUGGAUUUCUGGUGCUGGAGAAGAAACUGAGAGAUAGGCAGGAGAAUAAGCAACCUCUGCGUUCUCAGCCAUUCCUCUUGGAACUCCGACAUCGAAUGGACAAGUUUGUCAAGAAGCUGGGUGGGCAAGAGCCACAGUUGCAGAAUGCCUGGCUGGAAUUCAAGAACAGAGCUUUCUCUCGAAACGAGUCUGUGAAUUUCUGCGAGCUUCUGCAGGCAUUUUGCAGCAUCAGGAGGCAGCUCUGUGCUGUGUAUCGGCUUCUCUUUCUCGGGUCCUCGGGGGCCCAAGGCCUGCCUCAGAACAUCCUGGACCAGGCACAGCAGCUGACUCGGGACAUGCUCCAAGACUGGAGGGAUUUCCUGCUAGUGAAGAGCAAACGCAAUGUCACCAUGGUGUCAUACCUGGAGGAUUUCCCAGGACUCGUGCACUUCAUCUAUGUGGACCGCACAGUGGGACAGAUGGUGGCUCCAUCGCUUGUUGUGGCAGAGGACUCUUCUUCAGAGCUAGGCAAGGGGCCUCUGCCUGCCUUCAUUAAGCAGAAGGUAUGGUCACUGGUGGCCCUGGCUCGAAGCUACUUGCAGAAGGGCUACACCACAGUGACAGUCCGGGACGGAGACUACUAUUGCACCUACUUUCUUUGGUUUGAGAAUGAGCUGGGCUACAGGCUGGAGGUUACAGAACUGCCGGUGCUUUCUGAUGAUUCGGCCCCCAUUGGGACAUUGGCUGGUGACUACUACAGGAAAUUGCUCCGCUACUACAGCAGGAAUCAUACAAACGAAGUAGUGAAGUGCUAUGAGCUGCUGACUAUCCACUUGGGCAUCAUGCCAACUGAGUUUGUGAUCCAGCAAGCAUGUAACUUGGCUCGGCGACUUUGGGAGCCAACCCGCAUCCCCCUGCUUUAAGGGGUUUAUUUGCUGCGUCAGCACUAUGUUGGGAGUUCUUUCCCCUUUCUGGACUCUAUUGGGCCUCUGGUCUCUAAUGUCUUUGCUUCCUUUGGGACAGACCUGGCUUGGGUAUUGCAUUUGCCUGACCCACAUUCUACAGAGCUGGCAAACCAAUCUGUCCUGCCUCCCAUACUGAAUCAAAUGUCCUUGCUUCAAAGGAUCUUGGCUUGACUUGGUGCUCUGAAACUAAUGGGAGUGAUUGUUUUCAGAGCAGUGCAGAUGGUGUGGCACUCUGGGUGAAGUUUGGACUGAGGAUUCCAUCCUCUCCUUGUGCAAACAUUGCAUAAAACCUUUUCUAUCUGCAUGAGAAAGCUCCAUAAGCUAGAGCAAUGGUCAGCCAGAACCUGCCUGUGGGAAGAGAUGCCCACAACCAGUUUACCUCUCAAGCAGCUAGGAAUUGUCACAAGCAAGGCCUUCCUUGAGGCCAUCACUCAUGAAAGGGUUUUUGAGAGUAGGCUUUCAGAGCUGGUGCUUAUUUCCUCUUGGCAUCGUCAAAAUUGCUCUGCAGUUGGAAUUUUGUUUUUAUUGCUAUUAAGGAAUCUCAUCUGCCCAUAGUGGAGGAGGCAAGUGUGUGGGGAGAGCCAACUGCAUUAAACCUCCCUAGUGUUAACAGUUACAGGUCUCAGGAUUAAUUCUGUAGGUUUGAAUGCCUUCAGAAAGUUGUGGUUUUAACAUAAAAGAUGCGGAAUUAGGAGAAUACUCAGGAAUUUUUUUCUACUUUUUUUAAAAGUUUCUUCUACAGAACCUAAAAAUCAGGUUGGUUUGCACAUGUAUUUCUGAGACUGAAGUUUGGUUUGGGGCAUGUAAGAUGCUUUCCCAUCAUACAGAAAAAUGCACUUCAAGUAACUAGCGCCUGGAAAGAUGUAUGUGUAUGAACACAUAACAAGCAUAGCUGGAAGCAUCAUACAUACUAAAAAACAUGGACUGAUUGUAUGGUGAGCCAAGCUCAAUGCAGGCUGUAGGAUAGAAAUAUCCCUUGAAAUUGCUAGGUGUGUUGAUUACAAACUCUGUUACCAUUUUAAACUGUAUUUUAGAAUAAUGGAAUAAGCUAAACAAUUUUGUAAACGGACUGAAUAGCAACCUUUCAAAAUAAAUGUUUCACCUUGAUCACUA